Messenger RNA from Stegastes partitus (bicolor damselfish), 3156 nucleotides. RefSeq names its product serpin peptidase inhibitor, clade H (heat shock protein 47), member 1b (gene serpinh1b). Gene Ontology annotation, cellular component: endoplasmic reticulum. NCBI's taxonomy places the organism in Eukaryota, Metazoa, Chordata, Actinopteri, Pomacentridae. The record is from RefSeq and is a predicted model, not a curated record. The transcript has 6 exons. Bases 1322 to 2587 code for a protein of 421 amino acids. Gene Ontology annotation, molecular function: serine-type endopeptidase inhibitor activity. Gene Ontology annotation, biological process: negative regulation of endopeptidase activity; collagen fibril organization.
GGAAGGAAUGUAAGGGGGUGAAUGGACUGCUUUGUUUGUGUGGUUUAAAGUUACAGUUCAACAUUUUUUACCCCAAUUUGAACCAGUUUGAAAUCUGCAGCUACUUCUUGGCUGACAGUCCUGCAUAUUUUCAGGGAAUAUUGUACUUUAUUUACAGGCAAAACAAAUUCAGACUUCUUGUCAGAGCCUAAACUUUUUAAUGCAACCUAUCCCAGCAUACCUUGUCGCUUCUUGUAUGUCGCUGCUUUGCCAGCUACUUAAAUGCAUUAAGUUGAGUCUAACUACUCAAAAGUACUUCACAUGCAUCCAAGUUAGCUGUUUCUUUUUCUCUAAUCUGGCACUUUUGGAUGAUGUUUACAUUUUUCUUAAAGGAAUUAGUACUGCUUGACCAUGGCACAGCUUGAAUUAUAGUUUUUUUUUGCUGGACCGCUCACAACCAAUGACAAAAGUUUACGUGUCUGAUAUUGAAUGACUGAUGAAUAACCAACUUUAACCAGUAUUAAAUGUUUAAAUUCUGAGGGUUGAAAACUGGGAAAUAGAUGUGUAUAUAUAGGUUUUGUCUCCGUCAGAGCCUGAAUAUAUUUUUAUUUGUUUGCUCUAUGGAGAUUACUACAUAAACCUCUUGUCUUUCAGAAUGAAAAUCGCAGUCAUGAAAACAUCUGAAGGUAUCCGAACAAGAAAGUUAUUUCUGCUGUAUCACAAAUAUACAAAUACAGGGCUGCAGACAAAGUAUCUCUCCAAGAGAAACGGGAUGCCAGUACAGUUGGUUAUUUAUAGCCUGAGGAUAUGCAUUUGCCCCUUUCUUUGAACAAGUGAUAGAAAGAGUUCAGUACAGCCUGCAGGCAUACGUCCUUCUCUGGGUAAAAAGAAAACCUGUGAAAGUUUCAAAGACUUCACCGCAUGUCUCACCUAGUGCAAAAAAUUGUUUGUGAUCCUUACAUCUAAGGAGACAUUGUUAAUGUUUUGCAAAAUUUUUAGUAAUCAGAAUAAAUGUACAGAAGUAAGAGGCAUCAUAUUUCAGCCUUGAGUCAGCACACAGCCUCACUCUAAGAGGGCAGCAGCUGUAGCUGUACAGCCAAGCCUCUAGUUGCUGUUGACGUGGCAAGGAAAAUGUCUGCCUCAAACAAGAGGCAGUCCCAAGCUUCUUUGUAGGCUGAGCCAACCCCGCCCUGCCUCUACAGCUUCACAUUCCAAGUAUAGUCUUGCCCUGGCAUUUUCUUUCUGAGAUAUGAUUUUAUGGAAUUAAAUUACUAUAGUUCUGGAUAUGCAUGUGCUCCACAAACUCACUCUGGUUUAGUAAUGUUAACCUUAUGUUUUCUUUAUGUUCCUUAAUCACAGGCUGCCACAGCUGCUUAUGGAGACAGACAGGAUGUGGAUGACUAAUGUUGUAGCUCUUUGCCUGCUGGCCUUCGUGGCCUCUGCAGAGGACAAGAAGCUGAGUAGCCAUGCAGCCACACUGGCUGAUAACAGUGCCAACCUGGCCUUCAGCCUCUACCACAACAUGGCAAAGGAGGAAGACACAGAGAACAUCAUCAUCUCUCCUGUGGUGGUGGCCUCUUCUCUGGGGUUGGUGGCUCUUGGCGGCAAAGCCUCCACUGCCUCCCAGGUGAAAACCGUCCUUAGUGCUGACAAACUCAAGGACGAACAUAUGCAUGCAGGUCUGUCAGAGCUUCUGUCUGAGGUUAGUGAUACCAACACACGCAACACUACCUGGAAGAUCAACAACCGCCUCUAUGGUCCCAGCUCUGUAUCCUUCGCUGAUGAGUUUGUGAAGAACAGCAAGAAGCACUAUAACUAUGACCACUCGAAAAUAAACUUCAGGGACAAGAGGAGUGCAGUGAACUCCAUUAAUGAGUGGGCAUCCAAGUCAACUGAUGGCAAGCUGCCGGAGAUCACCAAGGAUGUGCAGAACCCAGAUGGAGCCAUGAUUGUCAAUGCCAUGUUCUUCAAGCCUUACUGGAAUGAGAAGUUCCACGACAAGAUGGUUGACACUCGGGGUUUCCUGGUUAGCCGUUCAUUCACUGUUGGAGUUCCCAUGAUGCACCGUACAGGUCUUUAUGACUUCUAUGAGGACACUGAGAACCAUCUCUUUGUGCUGAACAUGCCUCUCGGCCAGAAGCAGACCUCCAUGAUCCUUAUCAUGCCCUACCACCUGGAACCCCUGGAACGCCUGGAGAAACUUCUGACAAGGAAGCAGGUGGACAUGUGGAUCAGCAAGAUGGAGAACAGAGCUGUAGCUAUCUCCCUUCCUAAAAUCUCUCUGGAAGUCAGCCACAACCUGCAGAAACAUCUUGCUGAGCUUGGUCUGACUGAGGCCGUGGACAAAGCCAAGGCCGACCUGUCUAACAUCUCUGGAAAGAAGGACCUCUAUCUCUCCAACGUCUUCCAUGCUUCAGCCCUGGAGCUCGACACUGAAGGAAACCCAUAUGAUACUAGCAUCUUUGGCAGCGACAAGCUGAGGAACCCCAAGCUGUUUUACGUAGACCACCCCUUCCUUUUCCUGGUGAAAGACAACAAGACCAACUGCAUCCUGUACAUUGGCAGAGUAGUUAGACCUAAAGGGGAAAAGAUGCGUGAUGAGCUAUAAUGUUGAUGUGGUGAAUCAUGUUGGGUAGCUUUACUAUUUGUGAAAUUAUGGCAAGAAACUGUACAUGUGCAUGUGGUCUUUUGUUUGGUUUUUUGGUAUGACUGUUACCUCAAGAGCACAUUCCAAAAGAUAGUCUGUUAGUUUGCCUGAAUAUUUGAGCUUACCGUUCAUAGAUACACUAAACCUUUCCAGGGAAUAAUUCUGUAGAAAUGCCUAAGACCACUUCGACCAAAUAAUGCUCUUAACAAAAAAAUGGAUGCCUUUUUUGAGAUUCCCAGUAACAACCAGCAUGUGACAAAGCUAACAACAUGCUUAUAUUAAGUAUGAUCUCUUUUUCUUUACAUUCUCUAUUUGAUGGUGUUUGGUUGCAAUGUUUGUUUUCUUGCAAUAUCUUUAAUGUUUGAAGAAAAAAAGAUCCUUGGAAAGGUGGCGACUGUCUUGUACUUGAUCUAUGUCCAUUUGGCAGCCGUACUGUGUCAUUGUUGUUGCUGUAGGUAUUUACCACAAACAAGUGGUUGGAAAUGUGUGAUUAUAAUGUGCUCAUUUUUCAAUAAAAAAAAUAAAAUAUC